Molecule: messenger RNA, 1367 nt
Organism: Lagopus leucura (white-tailed ptarmigan)
Lineage: Eukaryota; Metazoa; Chordata; Aves; Galliformes; Phasianidae
Gene: SNX20
Product: sorting nexin 20
Exons: 4
Coding region: 86-1135 (349 amino acids)
Biological process (GO): protein transport
Cellular component (GO): early endosome membrane
Molecular function (GO): phosphatidylinositol phosphate binding
Source: RefSeq, a predicted model, not a curated record
AACACACAGAAUGUGCCUGCUCAAAGCACACACACACGUAUUAGUCUGUUUUUAAAAAUGCAAAGCAGGCCUCUCCUGACUUCCUAUGGACUACGCACACACCACAGCUAAAACCUCCUCAGCGUUUUGCAGCUUUGCAAUGGAGCAGGACCCAGAGUGCACAGCAGAAGGGGAGCUGCUGGAAGCUGCAAGUACAAUCGCUACGUUUUCUAUCACAGCUCCUCCUGACGAAGAACAAAGUCAACCCAAAGCUGAAGUUUCUUGUGAACUGAGCAAAGAAAAUCCAGAAAAAGACAAAGGUUCCAAGGACCAAGAUUCCAAAGCAUCCCUACAUCCCAACUCUUCAAUGACGACUAAGGAGCUUCAGGAAUACUGGAGGAAUGAAAAAAGCCAGUGUAGACAGGUCAAGCUCCUAUUUGAAAUUCCAUCAACCAGAAUUGUAGAGCACCACUUGUCUAAAUACGUGAUGUAUAAAAUCAUAAUUUUGCAAACUGGAAGCUUUGACAGCAGCAAGUCUGUAAUCGAACGGCGUUAUUCUGAUUUUGAGAAACUGCACAGAAAUCUUCUGGAGGACUUCAGCGAGGAAAUGGAAGAUAUGACCUUUCCAAAAAAAGCCCUAACAGGGAACUUCACAGACGAAAUAAUCAAUGAGAGAAAAUUGGCCUUUAAGGACUACCUGAGGCUUCUGUAUUCAAUGAAAUAUAUCAGGAGAUCAAAAAAAUUUAUUGACUUUUUAACAAAGCCUGAGCUUCAGGAAGCAUACGGCUGCCUGCGGGGUGGCCAGUACAACAAGGCUUUGGAAAUCCUGUUAGAAGUCAUCGGUCUGCAGGAGAGGCUGACCAGAGGCAACCCUGUUGCAACUGUCCCUACCCUCUGUGCUGUCGUGGUGUGCCACAAGGACCUGGGAAAUGCAGCAAGUGCCUUUGAAUAUGGGGAAAAGGCUCUGUCACACCUGUGCAUGCGUAGCAGUCACAAGUACUACAUUCCAUUGUUAGAAGCAAUGAUCACUUUGGCAUAUGAGCUCGGCAAGGACUUUCUGUCUUUGCAAGAGAAACUGGAAGAAUGGAAGGCAAAAAAAGAUCCCGUACGUGUUUUCUCCCUGAAAGAGCUUGCAGUUCGGGAAUAUGUAAAAUGAAUAUAAGAAGCAAUUUCUCUAAAGUGCAAAGCUGCCUGCUCCUUUUCCUGAACACAAUAUCUUGAAAGAGUAAUAAUUGGAAAUUACCUGUUAAGAUAACAUAACUUUCAUAGGGAAAAAAAAUAUCAAGUAUUUCUCAACACGCUGGGAAAUUUUAUAUUUACUCUAGACAUAAGCUUAUUAAGACUUCUGGAAAUAAACGUGUAACAAAAAGUUUUGUAUAGUUUGCUAA